AUGUCCCAGGACACCCAGGCCUUUGUUUCAGCCUGCUCAGUCUGUGCCUGCAGCAAGGCUUCCCACCAACCCCCGGCAGGCCAGUUGCGCCCUUUGCCUAUUCCCCGCCACCCCUGGUCCCACAUAGCAGUGGACUUCAUCACUGGCCUACCCCCUUCGGAACGUAACACCACCAUUCGAACAGUCGUGGACCGUUUUUCCAAGGUGGUCCACUUUAUUCCCCUCCCCAAGUUGCCAUCAUCCACCGAGACUGCUAACCUCCUGGUCCUCCAUGUCUUCCGACUCCACGGAAUUCCCCAAGACAUUGUGUCGGAUCGAGUUACCUCAGUUUUCUUCUCAGGUCUGGAAAGCCUUCUGUCAAGCCCUAGCUCCGCCACAGGCAUGUCCCCCUUCAUGGCCUCCUUGGGAUACCAACCGCCCCUGUUUCCAGACCAGGAAGAGGAAGUAGCGGUGCCCUCUGUUCAAGCAGGUCUUCAUAGGUGCCGGCGGAUUUGGAAGGAGGUCCGGUCUGCGCUCCUCCGAUCAGUCGCUCGCACCAGGCGCUUGGCCGACCAACGCCGAAUCCCCGCCUAUCGCCCUUGUCAGAAGGAGAGGCAGAGGAUCAGUGCCCAGUGUCGCAGUCCUUCUCCUUUCCAGCCUCCGGGCCACAUGGACUACAUUUGCAUUGGAGCGAUGGGCCAAAAUUUGAUGUUUGACGUGUAUGUGGGCUCUAGUUCAUCUCCGGUGACUGUGUUCACCAAUCAUAAUCCGCUUGUCUUUCUGGCCCAGAUGUACAACCACAACCAGCAGUUGAUGUGCAGGAUGGAGCCAGUGCUCUGCUAUGAGUCCAGAAACAGAUCAUGUCUGAAGACCAUCUAUCCUUUGCCCACACGAAUCACUGUCUACACAAUUCUAGGAGUCACUGUCAUUCUAACAGUGUGUGGAAACCUUUUGGUCACAGUUUCAAUUGCCUAUUUUAAGCAGCUCCAUACUCCAACCAAUUACUUGAUUGCCUCUCUGGCUACGUCCGACUUUCUUUUAGGGCUUUUAGUCAUGUUCCCCAGUAUGGUUCAAAGUGUAGAGACCUGCUGGUAUUUUGGUGACAUCUUCUACCGCCACUAUGCUGUUUGCCAACCUCUACUAUACAGAAGAAAAAUGUCUAUAAAUGUUGUGUUGAUCAUGAUUGUGCUCAGUUGGAGUAUUUCAGCUCUCAUUGGCUUUGGAAUAAUUUUUCUCAAGGUGAAUCUUUGGGGGAUUGAGGAAUUAUAUAACCUUAUUGUGUGUGAAGGGCAAUGUAUUUUGUUUCAGAGUCAACUGUCAAGUACAGUCACAUCAGUACUCUCCUUUUAUAUUCCAGCAAUAAUAAUGCUUGGCGUUUACCUUAAGAUUUUCAUUGUGGCACAUAGACAAUUGCGCAGCAUACAGAACUCAAGCUGUAUGAGGGCAGAAAGAAUAUCAAAUGCAAGCCAGACAAAAGCCACUAAAACACUUGCUAUCAUAAUGGGGGCAUUUCUUUCUUUUUGGACUCCUUUUUUUGUCUGUAACAUAAUUGAUCCGUUUAUCAUACCACCAGCAUUGUAUAAAAUAUUUGGAUGGUUGGGCUACUUAAAUUCUACUGUGAAUCCUUUAAUAUAUGCAUUCUUUUAUAGUUGGUUCAGGAAGGCACUUCGAUUAUUAACUUCAGGUAAUAUAUUUAAAGCUGACAUAUCAGAAACAACCCUUUUCACAGAAUAA
This is a messenger RNA of Cyclopterus lumpus (lumpfish), 1713 nucleotides long. RefSeq names its product trace amine-associated receptor 1-like. The record is from RefSeq and is a predicted model, not a curated record. Gene Ontology annotation, cellular component: membrane. The transcript has 6 exons. Gene Ontology annotation, biological process: DNA integration; adenylate cyclase-activating adrenergic receptor signaling pathway. The coding region runs from base 1 to 1713 and encodes 570 amino acids. Gene Ontology annotation, molecular function: nucleic acid binding; trace-amine receptor activity. Lineage: Eukaryota; Metazoa; Chordata; Actinopteri; Perciformes; Cyclopteridae.